Molecule: messenger RNA, 949 nt
Organism: Pangasianodon hypophthalmus (striped catfish)
Lineage: Eukaryota; Metazoa; Chordata; Actinopteri; Siluriformes; Pangasiidae
Exons: 3
Coding region: 21-704 (227 amino acids)
Source: RefSeq, a predicted model, not a curated record
AGUUCUGAACAAGAGACAAGAUGGUUUGUUCUGGAGCGCUGGGAUUCUUCCUGCUCUUUCUGCUCCAUCCAGCUUUGGGGGUUAAAAAUCUCCAAAACAUCAUCAACCACCUUCAUAAUAAAUAUGGAGUUAAUAAUCAGUAUGCUCUGGGCAUUAAUGUCCCAGUUAGAUUUUGUGAUCAACAUGCUGCUCUUGACCAGAACUUCCUCCCAAAUGAUAACGAUGCACAGAAGGUGAAAGAUGACAUGGCUGUUGCUGAUCGAAUUUACAAGGGCAAACAGCUGAUUGGUGCCAGACCAAAACAAAUCCCUGGAACACAGAACAACUACCACUCUGAGUAUCUGUUGCUGAUUCAUUCCAUGUCCAAAACAUUAUCUCGCUUUGACCCGCUCAUGCAAACCCUCCUGAAUUCAGAUCCAAAUGGCUGCACGGUUUUCUUCACCCUGAACUCCCCCUGUGUGAAAACCUGCUCAACACCUAACGGACGCUACAGCAUCAUCCCAGCGCUUAGCAUGUUCCAAAACCGCAAAGGUCCAAAAGCAUUUGUUUUUAGACAGGUUUGGGAGCAGGAUGUAGGUAAGCCUGCUUGGGAAGAGAAUAUAAGGAAUAUAAAUAAUAUCAUUCCAGUCUAUCGCUGUGAAGCAAAUGAAUGCAUCCCCUGCGUUGACAAAAAUCAAGUUAAACAAAAGUGCGUGCGGAAUUAGCCUCAUGGCUAAGCUAUAUCGUAAUGUGCUUUCCAUGGCAACUUUAUCAAAUAACUGCCUUUCAACUGCAUAAAAGGACAAAAAAAAUUAGCCAGAAAUGUUAACUAUUAAAAAAUAACUUUUGCUAAAACUGUUUCCUGCUUUCACAUUUAUCAAUAAAGAUCAGCAUUUAAUCAGCCUCCUUUAUUCUCUGCAACACAACAUUAUAAUGCUUUUUAAUGACAGCAUCUUGAAAAUGUUUCCUU